Messenger RNA from Elephantulus edwardii (Cape elephant shrew), 398 nucleotides. It is a transcript of the gene BORCS8, whose product is annotated as MEF2B neighbor. The record is from RefSeq and is a predicted model, not a curated record. Lineage: Eukaryota; Metazoa; Chordata; Mammalia; Macroscelidea; Macroscelididae. Gene Ontology annotation, cellular component: BORC complex. The coding region runs from base 10 to 342 and encodes 110 amino acids. The transcript is spliced from 4 exons.
GCAGUGGCUAUGGAGGAGCCCGAGAUGCAACUCAAGGGGAAGAAAGUCACAGACAAAUUCACCGAGAGCGUGUACGUGCUGGCCAACGAGCCGUCGGUGGCCCUGUACCGGCUGCAGGAGCAUGUGCGUCGCUCCCUGCCUGAGCUGGCCCAGCACAAGGCUGACAUGCAGCGGUGGGAGGAGCAGAGCCAAGGGGCCAUCUACACAGUGGAGUAUGCUUGCAGCGCAGUGAAGAACCUUGUGGACAGCAGUGUCUACUUCCGCAGCGUCGAGGGGCUGCUCAGACAGGCUAUCAGCAUCCGGGACCACAUGAACGCCUCUGCUGCCCAGGGCCACAGGUAGUCCCUGGCGCCUGCUGCCACUGCCACUGUGCUGUGAGGACCAUCACCCAGGAGCUG